Messenger RNA from Debaryomyces tyrocola, 1218 nucleotides. The record is from the annotation of a GenBank genome assembly. NCBI's taxonomy places the organism in Eukaryota, Fungi, Ascomycota, Pichiomycetes, Serinales, Debaryomycetaceae.
AUGUCGGAUUUGAAAAGCCCUAGUACUCAUACUCCUACCCCUGGAGUAAGCUCGACUAAAAAUUUUCCGACUAUUGUUCAAGUAUCAAGACCAUAUUUUACAAGUUCAGAGUUGAAAUACUUGCAUGCGUUUACUAUACCAGAACAUAAGAAAUUAACAUAUAAUCAAAGAAAGCACCAGAUAUAUCAAUAUGUGUUUCAAAUUAUUAAGAUUCUAAAAUUUCCUUUAAGAGUAUUGGGGACCACCAUGAAUUACUAUCAAAGAUAUUAUCUUUUCAACAAAUUUGAAGAAUUGAACGAUGGGUCUCAUCAAGAUUUAGAAAAAGAUCCUUAUACAGUCACAUUAGCGUGUUUGUUUAUUGCCUCUAAGAAUGAAGACUGUAUCAAGAAGUUAAAAGAUAUACAAUCGGUAGGAAACAAAUUACGUGAUAUUGAUGAAGAAAAUAAAAUACACAUGCAUUCGUCUUUCGUUGAUGUACAGAGAAAAACUAUAAUGAAUAUUGAGUUUAAGUUACUACAAGUAAUUAAAUUUGACUUCAAGAAUGGUUCAAAUGUUCAAUCGAUCGACCAGCUAGUAGUCAAAUUCUGCAAAAAAUUAGAUAUAGAUUACAAGACCACUAUGCAUAGUUGGUUAAUAAGUUUUGACAUCAUGUCAACUCCGUUAUGCCUAAUGAUUCCUCCACACUGUAUUGCUUUAGCAAUAAUUAUAAUCACGUUAAAUUUAAAACCAAAAGAAUUGCAUACAAAAUACAAUAAGUCAGAGACAGACCUUGCUCCAGAUAAUUUAAAUGAAAUUUUAGAAAGAAUUGACUGUUACAAAGAUUUCAAAUGCCCUGAAACAUUAGUAAACGAGGGCAUACUUUAUAUUUUGGAUUAUUACGUUCACCAGAUGAAUUUUUCCAUUUUAAACAAUUUUAUGCCUACGGUCGAUUUAGAUACUGGAAAAGAACAGAUCUUUAAGUUUAUGGAAUUGAAAUCGAGAUUCAACGAUCUCAAGGUUUUAUCUGAAAAGUCUUGUCUCGAUCCAACUACUCUACGCCAAGAUGAUUAUUUAAAUAUCUGGGAUUACAACGUUGGUGCUAAAGGUUCUGCAAGGUUCAUUUUGGGCAAUAAAAGAAGAAGAUUUAAUUUGGAAUUGGACGAAAGCGACAAAAACAACAAUUCUAAUACAAAUGAUAAUACCGGUACAUCAAUGAAAGUCGAUUCACCAUCUAUUUAA